AUGCCGAUGACAAAGUGCGGAGGAUGCGGCAAAUUUAUUUCGCCGGCAGAUGCCGCUAGGUGCACGAAAUGUAAUUUACAUUACCAUCGCGUAUGUGUCGGUCUGGCCACUAGAGGCGCUGUCCCAACGUUCUGGCAAUGCCCAGAAUGUAGGAAAAACCUCCGCAGGGACAAUAAAUCGGAGACUCCUGUUAGAAACAGCCAGAUGGACAUACAGACAGGGAUGCCUCCUUUGAUCUCUUCGGAGUCAUCGGGGCUGGGGUCUGCGCCUUCUCGAGAGUCCGCGGAGGAAGAUCUGGACGAGAGCUUGACCACGGAACAGGUGCACCAGGAUCAGCAGAAUAAUGUCGUCGGAAUAGAUGCAGCAGUUGUUGCAUCCCAGUUGGAUGUCGCUUCUCAGUUGCGCAUCAUCAUGGAGGAGUUGCGUAACCUGCGACUGGAAGUCAUCGAACUGCGUAAAGAGGUCAAGUCCUCAAAUGACACGUGCAAUGGACGGAUGGACACCAUUGAGGCUAGGCUGCAGGUCCUGGAGGAGCGGCAUGCUGACGGGCCGGCUGAUGUGGCUGUGGUCGAGGGAGUGGUGGAACAGCUGAAGCGGGAGCUCAACGACAGGGAUCAGGAGCUAAUGGCGAAUGAUCUAGUCAUAGCCAAUUUACCCGAAACACCAGCUGAAAACCCAGUACAUAUGGUCAAGGCCAUCGCCACCAAGCUGGGUGUCUCGUUGGAUAUUCGUGACAUCGUGUAUGCGGAGCGUGUUGGGGGACGGCAUCUCAAGCCAACGAGCCCAACUAAACCGGCCGAGGUUCGCCCUCGUGCUGUUAUGGUUCGUCUGGCCCGGCGAGACCUGCGUGAUGACAUCCUGGACAGCGCGCGAGUGCGGCGAGGCGCCACAACUGAGGACUUGGGUAUCGCCGGUUCGGCUCGCCGUUUCUAUAUAAACGAGAGACUGACGAAGACGAACCAGGAGUUGUUUCGAAAGACUCGUGCCGCCGCCGGUGUCCACGGCUGGCGCUUCGUGUGGACGAGGCGGGGACGCAUCCUGACUACAAGCUGCAGGCUACGGGUUACGACCUAUGCACUACAGAUAACGAACUACGUAAGGGCUACUAGCUACGGAUUACGCACUACAAGUAUCGGACUACGCACGAAGAGCAACGAGUUACGUACUACGCGCUACAGGUUCAGGGUUACGGGCUACGGACUACGAACAACCGACUACGAACUACCGACUACGGACUACCGACUACAAACGACGGACCACGACAACAGCGUAUGUAAUACUAUGUAA
This is a messenger RNA of Spodoptera littoralis (African cotton leafworm), 1287 nucleotides long. Lineage: Eukaryota; Metazoa; Arthropoda; Insecta; Lepidoptera; Noctuidae. The record is from the annotation of a GenBank genome assembly.